Vollenhovia emeryi is the source of this 1540-nucleotide messenger RNA. RefSeq names its product HMG box-containing protein 4. The record is from RefSeq and is a predicted model, not a curated record. Bases 214 to 1449 code for a protein of 411 amino acids. Lineage: Eukaryota; Metazoa; Arthropoda; Insecta; Hymenoptera; Formicidae. The transcript is spliced from 6 exons.
GCACAAGCGUGGCGGAGGACGCGACGCUAUGGAUGUGUACGGAUCGUCGAAAGCACGCGCUCAGAAGGGCGACGACUUCUCAGAGAAACGAGGCGAAGCGAAGUGAAGUGCGAGUUGUACUGCGACUGGCUGUCCACAUCUUUAGUAGCUGAUACGUUGUAGCCUGCAUAGAAGUAGUAUUUCUAUACUGUGCCUAUCCUGAAUACUCUAUAAAUGUUUAAGCCUGAUCUAGAGGUCACGGGUAUCUCCCGUAGUGGCCGCGUGAGGAAGAAGUCCUCCAAGCUCGUCGACUUCGAAUCCGACGAUCUCACGGAAAAUAAGCUCAAGCGACAGAAGGCGCAGCAGCAGCUGCAGACCCAGCAGCUCUUGGAUCAGUAUGAGGUCCAGCAGCAGCAGAUAUCGCCCGCGCAGUCCAAUCAAGCGGCUAGCGUUGGGCAGCCGAGAAAGAAUUUGGGCUCUAAUCAUGCGCAACAAAGGGUCAAGGUGGACGCUCUGUCCGAUAACGAAGGACAGUCGUCCAGCUCGGAGUCUGACGAUCCCACUGGGAUAAACGAGGACGAGAGAUACAGUAUGGACUCGGGCAGCGACAAUGAAGUAGAUCCUCUUAUGAUCGACGAGAGAGAGGUCGGAUUCAGGAAGCUGGAGCCACCGGCAGGUCAGGAAACACCAUCACAAGCAAAUAGUUUAUAUAUGCUUGAAAAAUGUAAGAAAAAGUUGAUUAUUAAGGAUGGGAAAAUUAUAGGCAAGUCAAAGACCCAGCGCAAGGAUAAAGGGAAAACAAGAUUUACGGCUUACAUGCUAUGGGCAAAGAAAAUUAGGCAAGAACUGUUAGAGCAAUCUCCUUACAUGGAUUUUGCGGCAAUUUCUAAGCGGUUAGGAGAGCUGUGGGCUACAGUACCACAUCUGGAAAAGUAUAAUUGGCGCAGACGUGCCAAGCGCUUGGCAGCAAAGCCUCAUUCUUUGCCGGCAAGUAAAGACGAGCCUGUUUGGAAAAUGCCACCACCUGCCUCGCGAAAAAAAUUCAUUAAUAAAAUUGGCAACGGGAAAGAGACAAAACCCGCUUCUACAAAGAAAACUAUUCAACUCGGCGUGCCGUCUGUCGUUGGGAACGUUGCAGUCUCGCCACCUACGAACCGCGUCAAUAAAGACGCGAUUAACGAGCCGGUAAUAGGCACGGGAAUGUACAAAGUUGUUGGAACACAGCCAAUCGAUGUUGCGGCCCAUCUCAAAUUGCUUGGCGAGAGCUUGACGAUCAUUGGGGAACGCUUGAAGGAACACGACGGUCAGAUAGCUGUUUCCGGCAGCCUUUCGGUAUUACUGGAUUCGCUGCUCUGUGCCUUAGGCCCGUUAAUUUGUUUAACGCAGCAAUUGCCGGAAACUAACGGAGCUAAACCUGAAACACUUUCCCAAAUGCUGGACAACAUCGCUUAUCUUAUGCCUGGUUUAUAAUGUACAAAAUGUGUAAAGUAUAGAAUUAUACAUAAUAGUGUAAAUACUCGUGUGACAAGUUAGAUAUAAAAAAGGAUUAUGAGCGUGAAAA